GGAUGGGCCUAUCAAUCUCCUGAAGCAAUAACUGGCCUAACAAAAAUUCUGGAGAGCGGAAAUCAUCCGACACAGACAAAGAGGAUAUACAGCAAUGGCUAUUGCAACAAUAGCAGCAGUGGCAACAAAACCAUCCUCAAUACCCCUGUUAAUAAGAAAGAAGCCGAAAUGGGUCUUCACUCCUUUGGCUUUCUGUUCUUCUUCUUCAUCAGCAAGUAGAAGAAAACUGAUUCUUUAUUCAAAGCCUGGAUGUUGUUUGUGUGAUGGCCUCAAAGAGAAGCUCCAGGCGGCAUUCUUGCUCUCUGGCCCUCAUUCCCUUCAUGAUGUUGAUUUACAGGUAAGGGAUAUUACCAGCAAUCCUGAAUGGGAGAGGGCUUACCAGUAUGAGAUACCCGUUUUGGCCAAAGUACUCUCUGAUGGCACCGAGUGACAUUGGCAAAUGGCAAAGUUGUGUUUUGCACACACGAAAAUAUUGAUGAUGAAAUAUGUUUUGUCCCCCCCACCCCCCCUUCAUUACAAUUUUCCUCUCCCGGUCUUUGUGUGAGAGUACUUUCAGGUGACAUAUCUUUUGUUCUUCUUUUUAAGCUUUUAUACUGGUCCUAUUUCUCACGCCCAUCAGUUCCACAUGCAUACACGUCUAUCCUGAUCCACGUGCUGUUUGUCAAAGGGAGAUUCAGAUUAAAACUUAUCAUUUGACUGUUUCUCGUCCACAUCUGGCUUUUAGCCCUGCUAAUGGGCAUAGUUCAAGAUUCUAGAGAUUGUUGUUUGCAUUUGGCAAGCUGGAUUCUGUUCAACCUAGUGAUUUGCUUAAAAUGGUGGGAUCCCGUUGGCACUCAAAACACACUUACCUUUGUCUUACAAUUUUAUAGAAUAUUAAUGUAGUGCCUAAUAAUGUUGGUAGCUUCUUGUGAGUAGUCUACUUCAUAUCAAUCAACCUGUCGGAUGCCCCAUUUAUUGCUGUCUUGAAUGGUUUUAGAAAUGGAUAUGCUCUUGCAUCUUAAGCCAAUCUCUCUUUCUUCCAGGAAACUUUACCCAGAAUAUCUCCUCGACUUGGAGUGGAGCUCGUUCACAAAAA
Molecule: messenger RNA, 1075 nt
Organism: Populus trichocarpa (black cottonwood)
Lineage: Eukaryota; Viridiplantae; Streptophyta; Magnoliopsida; Malpighiales; Salicaceae
Exons: 3
Coding region: 95-430 (111 amino acids)
Source: RefSeq, a predicted model, not a curated record